Messenger RNA from Acanthochromis polyacanthus (spiny chromis), 1381 nucleotides. It is a transcript of the gene zp3f.2, whose product is annotated as zona pellucida glycoprotein 3f, tandem duplicate 2. Gene Ontology annotation, cellular component: extracellular matrix. Gene Ontology annotation, biological process: egg coat formation; positive regulation of acrosome reaction; binding of sperm to zona pellucida. Gene Ontology annotation, molecular function: acrosin binding. The transcript is spliced from 9 exons. NCBI's taxonomy places the organism in Eukaryota, Metazoa, Chordata, Actinopteri, Pomacentridae. Bases 127 to 1236 code for a protein of 369 amino acids. The record is from RefSeq and is a predicted model, not a curated record.
ACAUCAAAAUAGUACCUAGCUAUAUUCUGCCUCUGCAUUGAAAAAUGGUCAAAGUUAACAGUAAUUAUGAGAGUACACAAAACUUGAAGACCAGCUCAGAAGAAAUGCUGCCCUGCUUUCACACAGAUGUUGAUGAUUCAGCUGAUUAGGCAGGAAGUCAAUAAAGUGCUUCAGCUCCACAGCAUUCUGGAUCGUUCAGUCAUGGUGACUCAUCUGUACCUCGGUGUGAUGCUUCUGGCUGGUUUUGCAGCAACUGUUGCAAAUGCAGAUAUCAAAGUAGACUGUAGGAAAGACUCUGUGAACGUCACAUGGAGGAUCCCUCCGGAGUUGGUGCCAUAUGCAUCUCGAUUCUUCCUCGGAAGCUGCAUGUCGUCUAACUUUGAAGUUCUGCCCAAUGGACAGGGGGAGGCCACGUUCAACUACCAGCUUGAUGACUGCAAGAUUAAGAAACUGCUGAAAGGAAAACGCAUCAUCUAUCAAACUGAAAUGACUUACAGGCCACAGGCAAAGUCAAAACCUGCAGCGUUUAUGUAUCCCAUCAAAUGUGUCUAUAAAAGACCUGAGGGCUGGGUUCCACCUUUCUUGAACCCUGGAUCAGGUCUUUCCGAAGGCCGCAGUGGGCUUGUCUUCCACAUGGCACUGCUCAACGAGCAAAUGACCGGCAUAGCCAAGACAAACAUCAUCACUCUGGGCUCAUUCAUGCCGAUAUGGGCAGCGGUGGAACAGAAAUCCCAUCAGCCACUGCUGCUGCUCAUGGAGGAAUGUGUUGCUGCCACCACAGCAGAGCUGCAGUAUGGCAGCCAGGUUUACCCUCUGAUCAGCAAUAAGGGAUGUCUUUUGGAAAGCGUCAGCGGAAACUCCAAGUUUUUGCCUCGAUAUCACACUUCAGCAAUCAUUCUCUACCUACAGUCCUUCAAGUUCGGUCUCGGAGAGGAGGUCUACAUCCACUGUAAACUGGUUGCAUGGGAUCCUGAACAUCUUGAUGAAACCAAAAAAGCUUGCCAUUUUGUAAAGGAGAAUGUAAGUUGGGAGCUACUCGAUGACCCACUUCAGAGUUCCCUCUGCAGCUGCUGUGAAUCAACCUGCAAGUCUCGCUCCAAAAGAGGAGUUCACUGGGCAUCUGGCAGCUUGAGUCACAACUCUGUGGUGGGGCCCCUCAUCAUAGUGGAAAGAUCUGACUUGAAGGCCAACAGCACAUCAGCGGGUUCUGUUUCUGCAGCUGACGUUCAGGUGUAAAUAUGUGUUUUUGGUCGUACAUGUUUAAAGUUUGUGUUGCACUGGACAUGAGAUGAAGUUUUGGGUUUUUAUCUUCACAGGAAAUGUUAAGUCCAAGCUGAUGGACUCUUCACCAGUAUCAAACUAUAUAUGAUCUCUCAAUAAA